Messenger RNA from Didymodactylos carnosus, 768 nucleotides. Lineage: Eukaryota; Metazoa; Rotifera; Eurotatoria; Philodinida; Philodinidae. The record is from the annotation of a GenBank genome assembly.
AUGUCGUUGACAGCAAAAGCAUUUGCAGUAUAUGAACCUAAUGGUAAAUUUCAAGUUUAUGAUUUGAAUCGUCGUCCAUUAAGUGCGCAUGAUGUUGCAAUUCGUAUUCUAUAUUGCGGUAUCUGUCAUACAGAUAUACAUCAGGUGAAAGAUGAAUGGCAUAAUGCAAAGUUCCCUAUGGUGCCGGGUCAUGAAAUUACUGGUAUAGUUCAACAAGUCGGCAGUGCUGUUAAAGACUUUAAAUUAGGAGAUCGUGUCGGUGUUGGAUGUAUGGUAGAUAGUUGCCGAGCGUGUCCACCUUGUAAAAGAGAUUUGGAAAAUCAUUGCGUUCAAGGAUUUAGUGGAACAUAUAAUUCAACAGAGCAAGACAAAGUAACACCGACAUAUGGAGGAUAUGCAAAUUUCAUUGUAGUUAAUGAUCAUUUUGUUGUUCAAAUUCCAAAAGAUUUGCCAAUGGAUAGUGCAGCUCCUCUUUUAUGUGCAGGAAUUACAACAUAUUCACCCAUGAUACAACAUAAUGUGGGAAAAAACACAAAGGUGGGUGUUGUUGGUCUAGGUGGGCUUGGUCAUAUGGCAGUGAAAUUUGGCGUUGCUCUCAAAGCCGAUGUUACUGUGAUAAGCACAUCAGAAUCAAAAAGAAAUGAUGCCAUGAGAUUAGACGAAAGUGGCAACAAUAGUGAUGAAAUACAUGCACGAAAUAUAUUUUUUUGGGGGAGAUUUUUGGGUAUUGCUAAAAGACGCGAACACCCACGAACACCUCCAAAUUAA